AUGUCGUUCUUUUCAGGCCUGUUGGCCCUUGGGCUGGCAGCUUCGGCGUCCCUGGUCGAGGCAACUCCUCAACGUCCCGGCAGCAAACCUCUUGGAAGGCCGAACUGGAGAGGAGCCGGUAAGAGUGCCGGGUCUCCUGCAUAUCCUUGGAUCUUCCAAAAACCGCUGCCCGUGCCAGCGGUCGCCCAGCCUGUCUUCACGGAGAAUAUCAACGGCCGGACGAUCCAGUACUACGAGUCGACUAUUCAGCCUUUCCAGCAGCAGGUGUAUCCCAACUUGGGGCCUGCUAAUCUUAUCGGUUACAAUGGAACCGCACCAGGUCCUACAUACUACAUCCCUCGCGGUGUAGAGACUGUCAUUCGUUACACCAACAAAGGAUCCCAAUCCUCGUCCGUCCACCUUCACGGCUCAUACACCCACGCCGCCUGGGAUGGGUGGGCUUUCGAUGAGCUGCAACCAGGUCAAUGGAAAGACUACUACUACCCCAACACUGAGACUGCACGUCCAAUGUGGUACCACGACCAUGCUCACGGUCACACCGCAGCCGAUGCCUACUACGGCCAAGCAGGUUGCUACAUCAUCACCGACCCGGCUGAGGACGCUCUUGGUCUUCCAAGUGGCAAAUAUGAUGUUCCCCUCGCACUUUCUGACAAGAUCUAUCAGUCCAACGGUGAUCUCGCUUCGCCCAAUGGCAACGUUAUUAACUUCUUCGGCGACACCAUCGAGGUCAACAGCCAGCCAUGGCCAUAUCUCAAUGUCGAGCCUCGCAAGUACCGCUUCAGGCUUUUCGAUAUGUCUCUUAGCCGCUCAUACGAUCUUUACCUGGUGGACCAGAACAACAACCCCAUCCAAUUCCAAGUCAUCGCCUCCGACUCGGGUCUUUUCUCCGCUCCAGUCAACGCCAAAGACGUCGUCCUGUCCAUGGGCGAGCGAUACGAGAUCAUCGUCGACUUCUCCGGCUUCAAGGGCCAGAAUGUGACAAUGAUGAACGGCAUGCAAAUUACCCAGAUCAACGAGUUCGCCAACACCGACAAGGUCAUGCGUUUCGUCGUCGGCAACACCGUCAGCGACGCUUCGAACAACGCCGUCCCAUCCUCUCUCAACACCAACAUCGCCUGGCCCGCACAAAGAAGCACCAUCGACCACCAAUUCAACUUCCAAAUGGGCGGCGCAGACGUCUGGACCAUCAACGGCGCCAACUUCAACGACCCCAACUCUCGCGUCCUCGCCCGCCCACCCCAAGGCACCGUCGAGCGCUGGAGGCUCCGCCACACCGGCGGACCAGCCGUCCACCCAGUCCACAUCCAUCUUGUCAACAUGCAGGUCCUCUCCCGCACAGGCGGUUUCCGCGGCCUCGCUCCUUACGAGGCCGCCGGUCUCAAAGAUGUCGUGAUGCUCGCCCCGGGCGAAACCGUCGACGUCCUCGCCUUCUACGGCCCCUGGAACGGCAUGUACAUGUUCCACUGCCACAACCUGAUCCACGAGGACCACACCAUGAUGGCGGCGUUCAACACCACGAUCCUCGCAUCGCUAGGCUACGACUUCAAUUCGACCCAAGGCUUCGGCGACCCCUUGGACCCGCGCUUCACCGCGAAGGACUACGACGCGAACGCUUUCUCCGACUCCGCAAAACACGCCGCCGUCUCGUCGUUCGCUUCCUUGAACGCCUACGCGCCUGUGACCAGCCUCAUCGCGGCCGAGAACGCAUACUACCAAACCGCCGGCUACAACGGCGACGCCUCAGCACCCGCCGUGGCCACCGCGCCCGCUACCUCCUCAGGUGUGGGUUUCGCCCCUGCGACCGCGGUUCCAACAAGCACUGCGCUCUUCUCGCGCGAGACACCUGCUCCGGAGGCAGUUGCUUUCCGUGCAUGA
This is a messenger RNA of Zasmidium cellare ATCC 36951, 1875 nucleotides long. RefSeq lists its product as uncharacterized. The transcript has 2 exons. The record is from RefSeq and is a predicted model, not a curated record. Lineage: Eukaryota; Fungi; Ascomycota; Dothideomycetes; Mycosphaerellales; Mycosphaerellaceae. The coding region runs from base 1 to 1875 and encodes 624 amino acids. Gene Ontology annotation, molecular function: oxidoreductase activity; copper ion binding.